Coregonus clupeaformis (lake whitefish) is the source of this 953-nucleotide messenger RNA. Its product is annotated as GTPase IMAP family member 9-like. The transcript is spliced from 2 exons. The annotation marks the transcript as partial. Lineage: Eukaryota; Metazoa; Chordata; Actinopteri; Salmoniformes; Salmonidae. Gene Ontology annotation, molecular function: protein binding; GTP binding. The record is from RefSeq and is a predicted model, not a curated record.
UCUUCACACAGCAUCACUCUCUCUGACCUGCAAUGUGGUACUCAGUACUCUGUCACUGUCUGCACUGUGCUGGAAAAUGGAAAGCAAAGUCAACUGGUGUCAACAACCCUCACCACAGAAUAUGAGGUCCUGAUUGUUCUGGUUGGGAAGACUGGAGCUGGGAAGAGUGCUUCAGGAAACACCAUUCUGGGGACAAGUAUUUUCCUAUCCAUGUUUUCCAGUAUUUCUCUGACAAAAGACUGUCAAAAGAAAAGAGGGAAGGUGGGUGUGCAACGUGUGGCUGUUAUCGACACCCCAGGUUUGAUUGAUACCAUGGUAUCUCAAGAAGAGACACUGAGAAAGAUCGCUCUGUGCAUCUCUCUCUCUGCUCCUGGUCCCCAUGUGUUCCUGGUUGUGAUCAAGCUGGGAAGAUUCACUGUAGAGGAGCAGAAAACUGUGGAGAUGAUUCAGAAAUUCUUUGGUGAUGAAGCAUCGAAAUACACCAUGGUUCUCUUCACACAUGGAGACCUUCUUGAUGAUGAUGAUGUAACAAUUGAAGACUUCCUGCUUGGAAAUCCAGUUCUGAAAAGGUUAAUUUCUCAAUGUAAUGGGGGAUAUCAUGUCUUUAAAAACAAAGAUAAGAAUCCCUCCCAGGUCACUGAGCUGCUUGAGAAGAUAAACAAGAUGGUCAUGAUGAAUGGAGGAAGCCACUACACCACUGAGAUGUUCCAGGAGACUGAAAGAGAGAUUGAAGAGAGGUUGAAGAGGAGAAAGUAGUAACACAAGGUGAAUGCUGUGUACAAUGAGAGUCUGUAACGUUACCAUCUGUCAUUGUUUUGCCUGGUUGGUUGGUUUACAGUUUGUCUAACGAAUGUCUAAUUCUAAUGGUUUACACACGUUUGUUAGACCAAGCAUACACCAGCCUUAACAUUUGCAUAUUAAUUGAUGACGAAUGAUGAUUCCUAUAUUUCCUA